Messenger RNA from Cavia porcellus (domestic guinea pig), 22544 nucleotides. It is a transcript of the gene Ric1, whose product is annotated as RIC1 homolog, RAB6A GEF complex partner 1. The record is from RefSeq and is a predicted model, not a curated record. The coding region runs from base 211 to 4479 and encodes 1422 amino acids. NCBI's taxonomy places the organism in Eukaryota, Metazoa, Chordata, Mammalia, Rodentia, Caviidae. Gene Ontology annotation, cellular component: cytosol; Ric1-Rgp1 guanyl-nucleotide exchange factor complex; Golgi membrane. Gene Ontology annotation, biological process: intracellular protein transport; retrograde transport, endosome to Golgi. The transcript is spliced from 27 exons. Gene Ontology annotation, molecular function: protein binding.
GGUCGCGUCGGGGUCCCUUCUUCGUGAGGCUGCGCGUCGGCCCGGCCCGGCCCGGCCAGCGGGCAGAUGCCCCGACUUGCCGCUGUCGCCACCGCCGCCGACUCCGCCGGUGGCGGUGUGGGAGGCGGGCGACCGGCCCGGGGCCGCUGAGUGUGGCAGACGGGGCCGGGGGCCGCCGGGCGCUCCGGCGUCGGUGGCUCAGCGCGGACCAUGUAUUUCCUGAGCGGCUGGCCCAAGAGGCUGCUCUGCCCCGUGGGGAGCCCGGCCGAGGCGCCGUUCCACAUCCAGUCGGACCCUCAGAGGGCUUUCUUCGCCGUGCUAGCCCCGGCCCGCCUCAGCAUCUGGUAUAGCCGACCUAGUGUAUUAAUUGUAACCUACAAGGAACCUGCAAAAUCAUCUACUCAGUUUGGAUCCUAUAAACAAGCAGAAUGGAGACCAGAUAGUACAAUGAUAGCUGUUUCAACGGCAAAUGGCUACAUCUUGUUUUUUCAUAUUACAUCUUCAAGAGGGGACAAGUACCUUUAUGAACCAGUGUAUCCCAAAGGAAGUCCACAAAUGAAGGGGACACCCCAUUUUAAGGAAGACCAGUGUGCUCCAGCAUUAAAUUUAGAGAUGAGGAAAAUAUUGGAUUUGCAGGCACCCAUCAUGAGUUUGCAGUCUGUGCUGGAAGAUCUUCUGGUUGCUACUUCUGAUGGACUACUUCAUCUUAUUCACUGGGAAGGAAUGACAAAUGGAAGGAAAGCCAUUAAUCUUUGCACAGUACCCUUUUCAGUAGAUCUUCAGUCAUCUAGAGUAGGUUCAUUCCUGGGCUUUACAGAUGUGCAUAUCAAAGACAUGGAAUACUGUGCCACACUUGAUGGAUUUGCUGUUGUGUUUAAUGAUGGUAAAGUUGGAUUUAUUACACCAGUGUCAAGUAGAUUUACUGCAGAGCAGCUUCAUGGAGUUUGGCCACAAGAUGUUGUUGAUGGAACAUGUGUAGCAGUAAAUAACAGAUACCGGCUAAUGGCAUUUGGAUGUACAAGUGGUUGCGUGCAGGUUUAUACAAUAGAUAAUACCACUGGAGCCAUGCUACUAUCUCAUAAAUUAGAGCUAACAGCAAAACAGUAUCCUGACAUUUGGAACAAAACAGGAGCUGUUAAAUUGAUCAGAUGGUCUCCUGACAAUACUGUUGUAAUAGUGACAUGGGAUUAUGGAGGCUUUUCUUUAUGGAGUGUGUUUGGAGCCCAGCUGAUUUGUACACUUGGAGGAGAUUUUGCUUAUAGAUCUGAUGGUACCAAAAAAGAUCCCCUUAAGAUCAACUCUAUGUGCUGGGGUGCAGAAGGCUAUCAUCUAUGGGUAAUCAGUGGAUCUGAUUCUCAACACACUUCACAUGAGACUGACCUAAGGAGUACAGUUAAACAACCUAGCAUUCUGCUAUUUCAGUUUAUCAAGAGUGUACUCACUGUAAACCCUUGUAUGAGUAACCAAGAGCAGGUGUUGCUUCAGGGAGAGGAUCGUUUGUACUUGAACUGUGGAGAGGCCUCACAAUCCCAGAGUCCCAGGAAUUCCUCAGCACACUGUGAGCAUAAGCCCAGGCAGGAAAAGAGCUUAUUUGCAGAUGGAGGUUUAGAGUCUCAAGGUUUAAGCAAUUUACUUGGACAUCGGCAUUGGCAUGUUGUACAGAUUUCCACCAUCUAUCUAGAGAGCAAUUGGCCUAUACGGUUUUCGGCUAUUGAUAAACUUGGACAGAAUAUUGCUGUGGUUGGCAAGUUUGGUUUUGCACAUUACUCUUUACUCACCAAAAAAUGGAAACUUUUUGGAAAUAUUACUCAGGAACAAAAUAUGAUUGUGACUGGUGGCUUAGCCUGGUGGAAUGAUUUUGUGGUCCUUGCAUGUUAUAACAUUAGUGACCGUCAAGAAGAACUCAGAGUAUACUUGCGAACAUCAAAUUUGGACAAUGCCUUUGCUCAUGUCACCAAGGCACAAGCAGAAACAUUACUGCUUAGUGUCUUCCGGGACAUGGUAAUAGUAUUUAGAGCAGACUGUUCUAUAUGUCUUUAUAGUAUUGAAAGAAAAUCUGAUGGUUCAAAUACUACUGCUGGUAUUCAUGUUCUCCAGGAGGUCUCCAUGUCACGCUACAUUCCUCACCCUUUCCUAGUAGUAUCUGUCACUCUGACAUCUGUGAGUACAGAGAAUGGAAUCACCUUGAAAAUGCCACAGCAGGUUCGUGAUGCAGAGAGCAUUAUGUUGAACCUUGCUGGACAGCUCAUCAUGAUGCAGAGGGACAGGUCUGGCCCUCAAAUUCGGGACAAGGACAAUAACCCCAACCAAAGGAAACUUCUGCCAUUCUGUCCUCCUGUUGUACUAGCUCAGUCUGUUGAAAAUGUCUGGACUGCAUGUCGAGUGAAUAAACAAAAACGUCACCUUCUGGAAGCACUCUGGCUCAGCUGUGGUGGUGCAGGGAUGAAAGUCUGGCUUCCUUUGUUCCCUAGGGAUAACCGCAAGCCACAUUCCUUUUUGUCUCAGCGGAUCAUGCUGCCUUUCCAUAUCAAUAUAUACCCCCUGGCGGUUCUGUUUGAAGAUGCAUUGGUCCUUGGUGCUGUCAAUGACACUUUACUGUAUGAUUCUUUGUAUACCCGCAACAGUGCUAAGGAGCAGCUGGAGGUACUCUUCCCUUUCUGUGUCGUGGAGAGAACCUCUCAGAUCUACCUCCACCACAUUCUACGUCAACUUCUGGUCAGGAACCUUGGGGAGCAAGCCUUGCUCUUGGCUCAGUCCUGUGCUGCAUUACCUUACUUCCCUCAUGUGCUGGAGCUCAUGCUCCAUGAAGUGCUGGAAGAAGAAGCUACCUCACGGGAGCCCAUUCCCGACCCGCUGCUUCCCACUGUGGCAAAAUUUAUUACUGAGUUUCCCCUCUUCCUACAGACAGUUGUGCAUUGUGCCAGGAAGACUGAAUAUGCACUAUGGAAUUACCUUUUUGCAGCUGUUGGAAACCCUAAGGACUUGUUUGAAGAAUGUUUGAUGGCUCAGGAUUUGGACACAGCUGCCUCUUACCUUAUUAUUUUACAGAAUAUGGAAGUCCCAGCAGUAAGCAGGCAACAUGCCACCCUUCUGUUCAACACAGCGCUAGAACAAGGCAAGUGGGACCUGUGUCGACACAUGAUUCGAUUUCUUAAAGCCAUUGGCUCUGGAGAAUCUGAGACACCUCCAUCUACACCUACAGCUCAGGAACCCAGUUCAAGUGGUGGAUUUGAGUUCUUCAGGAAUCGAAGCAUCAGUUUAUCCCAAUCAGCUGAAAAUGUUCCUCCUAGUAAAUUCAGCUUACAGAAAACACUAAGUAUGCCAUCUGGUCCUUCUGGAAAAAGAUGGAGCAAAGAUAGUGACAGUGCUGAGAACAUGUACAUUGACAUGAUGCUAUGGAGACAUGCUCGGCGUCUCUUAGAAGAUGUGCGAUUGAAGGACCUUGGCUGCUUUGCAGCCCAACUAGGCUUUGAGCUGAUUAGUUGGCUAUGCAAAGAACGCACCCGUGCUGCCCGAGUAGACAACUUUGUGAUCGCCUUGAAAAGACUCCACAAAGAUUUCCUUUGGCCAUUCCCCAUCAUCCCAGCAUCCUCUAUCAGUUCUCCUUUCAAAAAUGGAAAAUACAGAACAGUGGGAGAGCAGCUGUUGAAGUCUCAAUCAGCUGACCAUUUUAUAAACCUUGAGAUGGAUACUGGUGUCUCUAACAUCCAACGGAGUCAGAGCUGGCUCAGCAGCAUUAACCCAGCCCAUCAUGAGAUAGACACAGCUUUAUCCCAUGGACCACAGAUGCAAGAUGCCUUCUUGUCACCUUUAUCUACUAAAGGUGAUGAAUGCAGCAUUGGUUCAGCCACAGACCUGACUGAAAGUAGCUCCAUGGUAGAUGGGGACUGGACAAUGGUGGAUGAAAAUUUCUCCACACUCAGUUUGACCCAGUCAGAAUUGGAGCACAUCUCCAUGGAAUUGGCAAGUAAAGGACCUCAUAAAUCCCAAGUCCAGCUGCGGUAUUUGCUACACAUUUUCAUGGAGGCAGGAUGUCUGGACUGGUGCAUCGUCAUAGGCCUGAUUCUUAGAGAAUCUUCAGUAAUCAAUCAGAUUUUGGUUAUUGCACAGUCUUCAGAAGUAGAUGGAGAGAUGUUACAGAACAUCAAAACAGGACUAUAUGCAGUGGACAGAUGGGCCUCUGCCGAUUGCCCUGGAUAUAAGCCAUUCUUAAAUAUCAUUAAGCCACAACUGAAGAAGCUCAGUGAGAUAACAGAAGAGCAAGUCCAACCUGAUGCCUUCCAAUCAACAGUAGUGGGUAAGACUCCUGAACAGACUAGCCCCAGGGCAGAGGAGAGCAGGGGAUCCUCCGGCCAUGGAAGUAUCCCCCAGUGUGAGGUUGGGGGAAGCAAUAUAGUUACCCGAAAAGAAGAGGACACAGCCCAAGCAGAAGAAGAGGAACCAUUUCAGGAUGGGACUUACGACUGUUCAGUGUCCUAACAAUAGUUAACAACAAAAAUUAUAGGUAUUAAAAGCCUCAAAUAUUCUGAGACAUGGUUGGAUUUACUUCAUUUUAGUAAUGAAGAAGACUUGUAUGUGAAUGUAGAACAUUCACAAGAACAUCAAGAGUUGGCAGCAUCGUAAGUGCCUGAUAACAGACUACUGUAAUAACAGUUGUAUUCAUAGCAUGGAAAAUGUUCAAAAUACAAUAAAAUGACAGAAAAUUCUGCAUACAAUAUGGUUUCCAUUAAGCAUAUAAAAUUUUAUACUUUUAAGUGUAUAAGAGAUCAGAUACCGUUUUUUUUUUUUUUUUGUACCAGAAAUCAAAUUCAGGAUCUUAUGUUUGCCAGGCAGACACUGCUGCUGAGUUGUAUCACUUGCCCCAGAUAUCACCUUUUAAUACACAGGAUUACUACUGGUUUUCCUGCAUUCCUAAAUCUGAUAUUUUUCAACAGUCAUCCUUGAAGAAAAAAAAAAUGAAAAGGUCUUUUCUCUUUUAAUCACUGGUAUGCAUGGAUUCUUUAGUAGCCAAUCUAUGAUACAUGAUUUGCAAAAAUUUUGUCUUUUCUAUCAUCUUUUCAUUUUGAUUAAUUUCAUUUUUCAGUCUUUUAUUGGUUAUACAGAUUAACAGGUUUCAUUUUAGGAAGUUAGUAAAUGCCAAGUUUGGUAACCACCCCCUCAAUUAUCCCCUUGUAUCCCCCCCACCCCCUUUUCAUGGAGGUAUUUCAAUGCAUGUGUUUUGCUCAUGUCUUCUAUAAUCACCAUUAUACCUUUCCUUUUCUCCAUUUCCUUUCUCAUGUCUAGUAGUCUAUGAUUUUUAGAUUCAACAUUGAAGAGAAUGUCAGUUGUCUUAGUCUGCCUUAUUUCACUCAAAUGGAUUCUUCUGGCUCGUCCACUCAAUUUUUCUUUAUGCCCAAGUAAUAUUCCCCCCUAUGUAUGUAUAUUCUACCGUUUUCUUUAGCCAUUCAUCUGUUGCUAGGCACUUAGGCUGGUUCCUUAUGCAAACAGAAUGUUCCAAGUUUGCUAACUUUAAUGUCUUCAGUUAUAUACCAAGUAGUAAUAUAGCUAGCUCAAAAGGUACAGUAGUUCUAUUUUUGUUUUUUGAGGACUCAUACUCAUUUCCACAGUAGCUGUACAAAUGAUGUAAAAGGGUUCCUUUUACCUUUGCAUCCUUACUGGCAUUUAUUGGGGUUUUUUUUUUGUUUUGAGACUGGAUUUCACUAUACAGUUCAGGCUGGCCUCAAAUUCUCAGGGAUCCUCUUCCCUUAGCUUCCUGAGUGCUGUGAUUACAGGAAUAUCAGUCUGACUGGGUGAGACUGAAUCUUGAAUUUUACAAUUGAUUAAAGAUAUUGAACAUUUUUUUCUAUACAGUAUGUCCCACAAAGUCACAGUUCAGAGUUCAUAGCUUCAGUCAUUUGUGAAUUUUGCUUUUCCUUAGAACCUAACUUUAGUUGUUUGCAGAAACCUCCACAAUUUCAUUGAAACCAUAGACCUUCCACAGUGGUUUAGAGCACUGGUUUCCUUGUUGUUGACUGGCUGCUGUGGCAGAUGCAUCAGCAUUCCAGCACCACAGCAGGUUGGAGAACUGUGCAGCUAUUUCCAUUGUUCUGUUUUGUUUUCAAAGUUCUAAGAUCCCCAAAAGCCACCAGAAUACCCUGCACAUUCUAAGUCUUUACAUAGCAUUCUGUUUAAAACAUGAAAAUUGGCAUUUAUAGUCAUUUUUUGUGACCAUAUCUUGCAUUUUUAUAGUUUGUGGAUGCUCUAGGAACAUAACCCCUAUGCAUUCCUGGGAUCCACUGUACUACUUAGCCAUUUUAAGCAAGUGAAGUGGAAUCUUAAUGUUAGCUAAAGAUGUUGAACUCUUUUUUAUAUACUUACUGAUCAUGUGUACUUUUCAAGUUUUUCAACUUCAUUAUAUAUUCUAAGUAUUCUGUAGGCUGUUUCUCAGUUAUUUUCCUUGCUGGGCUGAAACUUAAAAUUUGAUGUAAUCCCAUUUGUUGAUUCUUGUUUUUAUCUUCUAUGCUACUGGGGUUUCUAUUCCAUAAGUCUGCUUAUGCCUAUCUAUGGCUUCAAGUGUUUCCUGUUUUCUGUUAGCAGUUGGAAGGUUUCAGAGGUUUUGGAUCAAUUUCUUAAUUUUUUUGUAACAAGGUGAGAUGGUCAGUUUGUCUUGUACAAGUGAUGUCCAGUUUCCCCAGCACCAUUGCUGUCUUCUCUCUAACAUGUAUUUUUGAUUCCUUGGCGUGUGGAUUUGUUUCUACAUCUUCUGUUCUACUGCUGUACAUACUCAUUUGCAUGCCAGUACCAUGCUGUUUUUGUUACUGUGGUUUUGUAGUAUAAUUUUAGAAGUGAUAGUAUGAUGCCUUCACACUUACUCUUUUUGCUUAGAAUUGCUUUGGCUAUUUGUUGGUCACGUUUCCAUACAAGUUUUAGGAUGUUUUCUAAUUUUGUGAAGAAUCUCAUUGGUUUCUUGAGCUUGCAUUAUUGAAUCUGUAGGUCACUUCUGGUAACAAUGAUCAUUUUUACUAUAUUCUGCCAGUGCGUAAGCUUGAGGGGAGCCAUGUGCUUUUCUUUAGCGUUGUGAGAUUUUCAUUAUCAGGAUCAUUUACCUACUUUGUUAGUUUUAUCUCUAGGAACUUUAUUUGAAGCCAUUAUGAGGGGAAUUGUUUUAUAAUUCUUUCUUAGGUAGUCGAUUUUUGGGGUCUUUAGCUAGUCCUUUACUGGUAUAUGCUGAAGCUUCUUUUAUAGUUGAUUAUAUAUCCUGCUACAUUGCUGAAUUCAUUUAUCAGCUCCAAAGGUCUUUAAUAGUCUCUAGGGUCUUCUAUAAUUUGACUUCCUUUUUCUCUUACCUAAUUGUUUCAGGUAAAACUCAGAAUUGUACUGAAUGAGUUGUGAGAGUAGACAUCUUUGUCUUAUUCCUGACCAAUUUUUUUCCACUGGUUGCAUAAGAUUUUGGUGUCACAGCUAGGGGGGAAAUGCCCAAUUCAAAUUAUAUCUUCUAUGAAUUUUAUACUUUUUUGCUCAUACAUUUAGGUCUCUGAUUCAUUUUAAGUUACUUUAUAUGGUAUGAAGUAGUGGUUUGACAGCAUUUAAAUGUAGGUAUUCAGUUGUCUCAGCACUGUUUAUGAAAAAUAUUUCCCAUUAUCAAAAAUUAUAUAAAUGUGAGGGUUUAGUAUUGGUUUUAAUUAUAAUCUAUGCAUUUAUGGAAUUCUUUCAUUUUUGGAUUGUGUAUAGAAAUACUGAUUUCUGUAUAUUGAUACUGAAUCAUUAACCACUGAAGCUAACUGUAAGGUUCUGUGUGUAUGUUUGGCCUCCUUACAAUUUUCUAUAUAGAUGGUCAUGUUAUUUGCAACUACAGAUGACUUUAGCUUCUUGUUUCUAAUCUGGAUGCCCUUUCUUUUGCAAAAUUGCCCUGGCUAGAGUCACCAAGAAAUAGAAACUGGCAUGCUAUCUUAUCUUUUGUUUUUUCUGUUUAUAUAUGAUGUUCACAGAUGACCUUAACCAAGUUAAAUUCUAAGUUUGUCAAAGAUUUUUUAUCAUGGAAAGAUUUUAGAUUUUGUAAAAAACAAAAAAUUUUUUUGCAUCUACUGAAGUCACCUAGUUUCUGUCCUUAAUUCUACAAAUAUGGGCAUGCCACACAGGUAAGUUUUCCAAUGUUGAGCUUAGGGUAAAUAAAUGCUGGUUAUGCUGCAGGGCCAAUUUGAAUAAAAGAAAUUGUCAACAUGUUUUGUCAGAUUUUAAUAAAUCUGUAUGGUUUUGACACAGUAAAAGACAUAACAAGGCAUAACCUUUAUUGGACCUAAAAAAAUGGAGGUAUAUCAGGAAUGAAAUUUUUUUUAUCUGUUUGACUUUGUAUUGAACUAUUCUGAGGGAAUUCGCUUAGAAAGCUUUAAUUUUAGACACCUUUGGGUCAACCGCAUGCUUUGUUUCUGCCCAUCCCCUUGAGUGGAGAAAUUAAGUAGUGGGGGUCACUGUGGCUGAAAGGUAAUUUCUUCCCUCUGACCUACCCCUAAAAAAAAGGAGCAUCAUCCUUAAUUAUCCAGUUGAUGAUCUCAUCCCCCAAGGGAGAUGAUUUAAAACUUCCAAAUAAAGUUCACCACUUAUGAAGUAAGUUGUUUUAAUUUCUAUAAAAUUGAGGUGCAUAAUUUAUUCAAGGUCAAAAAUGAUUCAAACUGAUGGAAACAUUUCCAUGUUCAGUUUUUUGUUCAUAUCACUUGUUAAACGAUACAAAUAAGGCUGUGUAGACUUGGAAUAUGGGGAUAAAACAUAAGCAGUUAAAGAUUUUUUAACAGAUACCAACCAGUAUAUGAACUUUAUUUCAGUAAUAUUAUAAGGCAACAGUCCUAAACAAGUUCAGCAAACUAAUGAAACAGACAUUCACGCUUCCGUUAGCAGUCUGAGUAGCUCCCUUGGUUUGUAAUAUAUUAGUGAAUCCUGCCACGUUUAAUAAUAUCUGCUAAAUUAUGGAAAUACUCCAUGCAACAAUCACUUUUAAACAUAAGAAUUACUCUGAAAUGACAGUUCUUCACACUUUCCCUGAAUAUGUAGUACUGUGCUACCUACAUUAUUUUCUACAGACUUUAACUCUGUUUAUUAGAGUCUGAAAUGACUGAGAAGUUAGUUAUUCAAGUGGUCAAAUGAUCAUACUUAAUAGUGUACCCCACAUGUCACUUGGGCAGCAUGUAUUAUGCUGAGUGUUGCUUGGGAGGUAUCAUUCCAAUCAGUCAAUUCUUGCAUUGAAUAAAUUUGAUAAAAUUGUCAUUUUUAUAUUUCCUGUUAUAAAAAUUAAAAAUAUGCAAUUUUUGGUCAUCUUAUAUUUAAAUAAUUGGACUGAGGGCCAGGAAUGUAGCUCAGUAGCAUCUGCCUCACAGGCGUGAGGCCCUGAGUUCAAUUAUUGGUACCCAAAAAAAGAAAAAAGGGGAAAAAAACCACCAAAAAAACAGUACGUAAUUGGGGUAAGUGGUCAAAAGGGUAGGACCUAACAGGUUUAAUCUCAGAGACCACUGUGACAUAUUGUGUGCUUAUUACAGAGCUAUGAAUACUACAUGUAAUUACCUGGCCAUUUUUGACAUUAAAAUAACCUCCCAGAUCCUAAGCAUGCCAUAAGACAAAGUGAUCAUCUUAUUGCUAGCUUUGCAAAAUAUCAAAGCUUCAUAAUGCUAUUCAACAGAAUUAUUUCACUAAUCAACAGAAUCAUUUUGCACAGGCAUAUAACCAAAGGGAAAAAAGAAAACCAUGAUUAUUGCUGAAAUGACUUUCUUCCCAAAGGAAAGCAACUUGUUUUUCAUAUUUUUCCAACAUGGUGCUUUACUUUUUCUGUAAAUGUUUACUAAUCUAUUUCAGAUUAAUCACAAGGACAAUACAUGUUGACACACUAGUACUGUUACUUUUCUCCAAAACUCUGAUUCUGUAUAAACUAUAAACCCUACAAAGCGUAUCUGUUACAAUACUGAUACAUUAUGUAGCCAGAAACUUGAAGUACAUGAGAGGGAUAAAAUACGGUUUCUACAAAAGUCCAGGAAAACAGUGCCUCCAUUGUAAAAUCUCAGUUCUGAGAGAUGACAGCAGAAUGCAAAAUGUUAUAUCCAGCUUUUGUCAGACAAGUAGUUUUAGGAACAUUUUCUCCUUUGAUGCCCAAUUAUGCUGUUGCAUCAAACAGAUCUGAGAGCCUCUUUUUUAAGAAGCAUUCCUCUUUUUUCUUAAAGUAGACUUCUCAGGUGAUAUGGAAACAAAAAACUAGGGCCUAUAAUACAAGCUCAAAAUUUUUCAAACUUUUUAUAUUUCAUUGUGGGAAAAACUUUAGCCUAAUUUACCACUAAUCUCACCAAAUCCUAUCACUGUUGGAACCUAAAAGCCAAAAAGAGGUGCAGUUAUGAUACAAGCUAUGCCCCCCAUAUUAACGAUGAAAAAGCACCUUCAAGUCCUAAUUCCUGCCAUUUUACAAGACAUGGAUGCUAACAGCUAUAGGCCACAACCUCAAGUCUCAGGAAGGCUGGUCCCACUGGACAGUUAUCCAAAAAAAGCUGGCUAGAAAAAAGAGGGACCAGGUACAUCAAAUAAAAGUAUGCCCUAAGGAUUAAUUAAGCGUAUAUAACAGAAAAUUGCCAUGAAACGAAAAGAAAAAAAUACAUAAAAUGCAUCAGUUGUCCAUCCCUGUUACCCUCACAUUCCUCUCCCACCCCAGAAUGGCUAUGCUGGCAACUCUGAGAAAAGAACUUCAGAUUAUUUACUCGCACAAUUUUCUGAUCAAAAGAACCUGUAAAACCCAGAGGGAAAUGUAGCUGAACAAAUAAAUGUUCCCUUUCUCAAACUGACAAAGUAAAAAACAAAAUUUUUCAGGGGGAAACCUCAGGAGAGCAGCACAGCAAUGGCUCUCAGUGAUAAACUGUCAGUUAUUACGCUAAGACCUGGCUCUCCAUUGGGGGUCCAAGUUUUGGGACAGACACAAAGCAUACUCUAGAGCAGCAUUGGCAAGCCUUUUUGAGCUUUCAAUAAUAAACAGUCGGCAAAGACACACAUGCCAUAGGUCUGAUACCACUGCUAGAGUGCUUGAAGUGGUAUUGAAGAUGUUAGGGCCUCAAAGGUCCACAGAGCAAUCACUUUCCAGUGAACUAGAAGCUGUAUCUCAAAGGGAAUCCUACCCCAGCAAAUGUGUUUUACCUGCCAUCCACUGACACAACAAAUGAUUUUGGGCUUUAAUUGGAAAUUAUUUGCCUCAGUAGUGGUCUGACAGUCUACAUCAGUCAUGGUGAACCUAUGGCAUGUGUGCAGCAGCAGACUGUUGUCACUGAAACGUCUAGAAGGUUUAUAGUCACUGGUCUUGAUUUUAGAGGGAGAGCUAUAAAAGCGGUUUAUUGGCUUUUAUCUUUAAGGUCAUAUAAAAUGACAUGCCAUGGUGUGCAAUGGCAGUACCCACAAGUGCUUACAUGCCAAAAACUUGGCAUUUUCAAGUGUCAACAAGGCCAGGCCUCACUGUUCCACAGUUUAACCCACAGUUUGACCUCACAGAGCAAGGUCUCUGAAAAUAUGCUCAUUAAAAUUCAUUCACUUACAUGACAAAUAUCCAUGUAAAGGGGUGAAACUAUCACAUGGAGUAUGCACUGGGCGUGUACUUAGAGCUCAUCCACAAGAUUAAAACACAAAGAGACUGUAGGUGCACACCCAGGCAAUGGGAAAUACCCAAUCUGGCAACUUCUCCAUCAGAACAUCCAGGUGGGAGGAUCUGUUGUCUUCUCCAGAAUGAUAGUGGGCAGCAACGGCCACAGUGACCAUUCCCCCUUCAGGCUGUUCUCCUGAGACCUGCUGAAGAAAACCAGUUCUCUAAAGCCAGAAUACUGAAACUGAGGCUCUUGCCAAAUAUCAGGUAGCACACUGUUCAGUGAAACAGGAACUGCUGGGAAAAGCCUACCUGCACUUCUAUCCAGAACUUCCAUGCAGAGGCUUGGAGACCAUGGGAAUAAAAUACAAAAUAGUCUCCUCCUUUACAUGUGACUGGGGUGCCAUUACCAAGAGACCAAUGAGAAAGUGUCGAUCCUUUGUGGGCUCGAACAUAGACUGACAUAUGGCUUGGUCCUGUAAGAUGAGGAAGAACACUUAUAUCUUUGUUUAAAAAGCAUCAAUAAGAAAAGCAAUUAACCAACAACCAAACUUUACCAUGAAGGCUCAUGCCUUGUAUUACUUUAAAUGUACUCAGUACAAACAGGUUUACCAGUUUGAACAUUGUGUAUCAAAAGGUUAGGUGGUGAUGUACAGCAGAAAAGGUACAGAAUCUAGACGAGAAAGUUGGUGUGUAAAUGUUGGUGGUGUCAACUGCUACAUGACACUAGGCAUUCACAUAAUAAAUUUGAGUCAGUUUUUCUGUCUAUGAAGUAGAUAUUUUUGAGAGGAUAAGAAAAAGCAUAUGAAAGUGUUGGGAAGACAGCAGAGUGCUAUAAAAGUACUCAAUAGGAUGAUUAUGAAAAGAACUGCAAUUUUCAGACUUGAAACAUAACACCUUAAAAUAUUCUUUAGUUUCUUCCUUUAAUGCAACAAAAAUUUCCAGGAAACUUAACAAAGGCUGCCAUACCAAAAUAAAAAAGCUAAACAUAAAACCACAGCUAACUUUAAGAUGGAGAGCAGACAAAUGUGAAGAAAUAAUAGUUUUCAGCCUGAGGCAUGGAUGUCACAUGCUCAUGCCUGACCUGUUCCUAUGGCAAAGUUUUGUGACAAAUGCCACAAGUCCACCCUAAAUCUGUAAUGCUGUAGCAUGCUACAGAGUCCAGCUGGAAAGACUUAAGAGGAUAUUACAGUAUAUAUUACUUGAACUAUUUUUCUUUUGUUGUUUCUGGGUUUUUUGGUACUGGGGAUUGAAUUCACAACCUCAUGCUUGCCAGGCAGACACAUGGCCAUUAAGCUAAACCCCUGGCCCUUGAACUAUUUUUCAAAUGCAAAGUUCCUAAAAAAUAAAAAUAAAAGGGGUGGCAUCUUUUGACACUGAUUGGUGAAGGUGAAAUGAAGCAAAAAUGGCAAGUUUGUCCUGCAAAACAAAAACACUGGGAAACAAAAGCCAUCCACACCAACACAAAAUUUAGAACUUAAAAGUAUCUGUGGUACUGACAGAAGAGGGACACACUGGCUAAGAAUCUUACUGAUAGCAGAAAAAUGAAAAGAUCCAUAGUUAUUUUAAAAACAUUGAAACAGUACCAACACAUCUCCAAAAAAUCAUGCCAAGACAACUAGAAUACACUUAAGCGGGGUGUAGUGGCACACACCUGUAAUCCAGGGGCUGAGGCAGAAUGAGCAUUCUAAGUUUGAGACCAGCUUGAGAUACAAAGUGAGCUCAAGGCCAGUCUGAACUGCAUAGUGAGACUCAGAAAAACAGUCUCAGAAAAACAAAUCAAAUGCAAUACAAUACACUUUCAAAAAUACUUGGAGAUAUGGGAAAAAAAUGACAAAAACUAAGACUUCUAAGGAAGUAUGUAAACUACAAGAAAUUGAAAUCAAGAAAUGGAAAAAGCAGAGUAAAUUACAAAGUUUCUGUUAACGAUUUAUUUCUAGAUGUCCCCUAAAACCUCAUACAGUCAUGGGCUCUGGGAAGGUGACUGGAUCAUGAUACUCAUCAGAGGACUAAUCUACCAAUGAGUCUACAGUGAUAUGUGACAUUAGGAGGUAGAGUCGGGUUGCCGGGGUGCCUGAAGGGUUCCAUCUCCCUCCUCCCUUGAUCUUUGUGCUUCCUGCUACCAUGCUACCUUGCUGUAGAGUCAGCUAAGAACUGAAGCCACUAUAAAGAGCUACAAUAAACUCUUUGAGUUGUGGAUGUCAGAUACUGUAAGUGAUGAGAAAGACAAUAUCCAAGGCAAAAUAAAGUCAAAUGACAUCAUGAAGGGCUAGAAAGAUACUAAGAAAACAAAAUCAAGUAAAAAGUCACUGCAAGGUAAAACUGCUAAAUACGAUGGUGCACGCCUCUCAUAGCACUCAGGAGGCUGUGAGGCCAAGAGGAUCACUGAGUUCAAGGCCAGCCUGAGCUCCAUAGCAAAACCCUGUCUCAAAAGGACAAAAAAUAAAGUUUAAAAAAGGUUAAAAGCAUGAAAAGAAGUGUUUGAGGUAAGUGGAAGUAAUUUUUGUUCUUUUUUGAGAUAGCACCUCACUAUCCAGUUCAGGCUGGGCUUAAUCUCACUGUGUAGCUAAGGCUAGCCUUGAACUUGCAGUGAUUCUACCUCAGCCUCCUAGGUUGCUGGAGUUACAGGCAAGUACCACCUCCCCUAGCUGGAUGUGAUUUUUGUAAAGACCCAUCUGAUAUCCAGAAAGAGGAGUACUGAAAAUAGAAAGCACUAAACAUUUCUUAAAAAGCAUUAAACAUUAAGAGCCCUUUUUAAAUACUAAAAGUCAGAAUUCACAAUGCACAUACAAAAAUGUGAUAUACACCUUAAUCCCAGUACUGUACUCUUGAGAGGCUGAGGCAGGAUAGCAAAUUGGAGCCCAGCCUAGACAACUUUGGGAAAACGUCUCAAAAAGGACUGGAGAUUUUAGAAUUCAUCCACUGGAACCAGAGAAGGGGGCACACUAUAGGAGAUGCAAGAAGAUACAGUAUAUACUGACUGGAUUAAGCAUGCUGCAAUGAUCAAAAAUACAGUGAAUGUUUAACUUACUACAGUACAAGAUAUACUGUCAAAAAUGAUGAGGUAAGUGUGGGGAGUACUUGGGAAUUAAUGGCAAUGUGUCUUUGACGUCAAUAUUUUUUUUAGUUUAAACACUUUUUUAAAAAAUCACACCAGGUUGAUCAACUUUAUGACAAUUUCUGUAAAACACUUUACACUGUCUCAUCUACCUUUUUUACUGGAUCUGGUACUGUGCAACUUCUAGCUCUUCCACAAAUUCAAAAUGACCAUAAAAGGUAAAUUGUUUUGAAUCAAUUCAGGACAUCAAAAGUAGCCCUGAAAGCACAAUUAAUGACAAAAGAAGAUUUCCAAAAUUGCUUCAGAAAGUGGCAUGAAUGAUAGGAUAAGUGUAUUUAAAACAAGGAAGGGUACUGAGAAGCGAGUGAAUGGCAAUAUGUCUUUACUGUAAUGAAGUUUUAAAUACAGAUGGUUUCCUUGCAUUUUGAUCACACCCAUAAAUCAAAAAUAUUGUAAAUAUAGGUGGUGUGCUCCUAUAAUCCCACACCCAGGAGGCUGUGGCAGGAGGAUCACUGUGACUUCAAGUCUAGCCUGGAUUACUUUGGGAGUUUAAGGCCAGUCUGAACUAUAUAAUGAGACUCAGUCUUGAAAAAGAAGGAAAAAAAAAAAAACCCCACCUUGGAUACAUAUAAAGCAGUUAUAAAAGUAAAAUUCAUAGAAAGAGGUUUUUUUUUUUUUUUUUACAGUAAAACUAAAAAUGACUUCUACAGCCAGGCAUGGUGGUACACACCUAUAAUCCCAGCAACUGGGAGGCAAGAAGACUAUAAAUUCAAGGCCAGCCUAGACUGCCAAUUGAGACCUUGGUCUCAAAAAAAAAAAAAAAAAAAAAAAAAAGAAGUGCAAAAGGAGGAGGAGUAAAAUAACCAAAAGAAAACAUAGGGACAUACAAAUGCUCAUCAAAAUGAAAUAGAGACCAGAGCAAAAAUGAAUAUAAUUUUAAGUCAAGUGCCCAACUGUCUUAAAUUAGUAAGACAAACACUGUCUAAGGUAAAGAGAAAUCAUUUUUAUAUCAUAUUCACAAUAUUUUCUGGCCUUUACACUAAUAAAUUUUAAAGCCUAGAAAAAACUAGUACUGUACUUUGCUAGGAAAUUAGAAACUACCAAAACUGAACAAACAUUUUGCUAGGAAAAUACAGAUUACCAAAACUGACACAUAGGCUAACCUGACCAACUUUCCUACUAAAAGUUAUUAAGAUGUUCCUACUCAAGAAUUCAAGCUAUGGUAACCAUUGUUGAUCACCUUGUAUUAUGUUUUUAUAUUAUCUAUUAUGUCCAUCCUUUUGACUUGACCGAUUCUGUUCUGUUAUGUCUCAUUUGGUUUUACUCUCUUCCAAAAAAGCAAUAAGAACCGUGGGAGCAAUGAAACCCAAAAUGUGUAAUAGUCAUUGUACAAAAGAGUGGAAAAGAAAGUGCUCUAAACUAUAUAACUGCAUGUAUAUUUAAGUGUAUAAGAUAGAAAAUGGUAUCACAGAGUUUUAUUGGAUCAUUGAACAGAACUGUUUGCAGUAUCAUUGUUGGAAUGUCCACUCUACAAGCUUUAAUUUUGUGACUUGAACAAUUAUUUCUAAGAUGGCAAUAUGUAAUCCAUUAACUAGUGAUUUCCUACUGUUCAUUUUUUUCUUCUGUAAAUCUGUAUAACUUGUACCCUUUCACUGUUUUUUUUUUCUUUUCUCCUUAAUUAAAAAAAAAAAAAAAAAAGAAUUCAAGCUAACCUUUUCAAACAAGUAAUUCCAAUACUCCAUAAAUUGUUUUAAGGUAUGAAAAGUGAAGGGAAAGAUAACUAAUUUAUUUUUAUGAUGUAUAACAUUGGCACCUAAACCUGAUAAAAAGGACCAAGGGAAAAAAGUCAUCGUUCAUACGGGUGAUGCAAAAUUUCUAAGAAACAUUAGCAAAGAAAGUCCAACAUACAUUAAAGAAACUGUAAGUCAGGAACUAGUAGGAUAUACUAUCAUAAGAGACACAAGGUCAAAAAAUCCUAUGAUUUCAUUCACAGAAGCUUAAAGACUCUUGCACAAAAUUAAACAUCCAUUCCUGAUUUUAAAAAUUCAAAAAACUAAAAAAAAUAAAAAUAAAAAAAUUCAAGAAACUUACAACUGAAGAACGCCUGCUAAAGACAAUAAAAAUAGGCACCUUAGUCCUAAAGGCAGUAUCUUACAAGUAGGAAAGCACUACAGAUCCCUGCCCUAAUAGGAACAAAGCAAGGAUGUCUACUAUAUCCAUGACUUCUACACCAUGUAUAAUUAUUAGUAAUUCAAAUAAUUAGAGUUAUAAGAAUUAGUAUAAAGGAACUAUAUUUGUAGAUGGUAACAGUAGUCAACUCCACCUGAGAUUUAUUCUUUACAUAGCUCUCAGGUUAAGAAUGGUUUUUUACAUUUUUUUUAAAGAGUAACAAAAACAGAAAAGAACCUGUUAUAUAGAUAUAUAUGGCAAAACCUAAAAUAUUUACUAUCUAGCCCUUUAUAAAAGGUUUAUAACCCCUGAUAUUCCUAGAGAACCCUGAAGUAUAAGUUAUUAAACUAGCUCAGAAAAUGAAAGUCAGUAAGGUAAUAGGAUAUAAAAUAAAUCAAUUAUCUUCAGAUGUACAAAAAAUAACUGAUUAGGGGAAUAAUCAUAGAGAAAGCCCCAGGCUAUAAAUAGCAACAAAAUCUACAUAAAGAAAACUACAGCACUCCUAAGACAAAAACAGAUUUGAACAAAGGAAAGUCAUUCCCAGUUUAUACAUAGGAUAACUCACCAUUUCUUGAAUUUAUUAUGGUACUCAAAAAACACUAAGAAAUAAGCUUUCGUGGGGGCAGGUUUGACUGACGGUUUAUGGUACUAGGGAUUAAACCCAGGGAGCAGUAAACAUGAAGCGAGGGAAGAAAGGAGGAGAGAAAAAUGCAUCUGGCUUACCUGUUGCUUCAAAGGUCAACUUUGUAGAGUCCCAAGGUGUCUGUUCUUUCGAUAUAAGUCUGAAGCGAGCAGGAUUUCUUGGAGAAACAUCUGGAGCAGGAAGAUACCAGUUUUUCCUAUUUGGAAAGGUAGCUUCAAUAUUUAGGACCUUAUUAGCUGGCAGCUAUCCAUUACAUAGGGAAAUGUUUAGAAUACAUGAACAUCUCUUUGAAUAACAAACUGACAGAUAUGAUAAAGGAAACCAACUUCUUUUAAUGCCUGGUUAUUAUAUAAUAAAACUUCGCUGAGCUUGGUGUCGCGCUCCUAUAAUCCCAGCACUUGAGAGGCUGAGGCAGGCAGAUCACUGCAAGUACAAGACCAGCCUGGGCUACCAAGGGAGCCCAGUCUGAACUGCAUAGUGAGACCCUGUCUUUAAAAAACAAAACAAAAAACCUCAACUUUGUAAUACCCAUAAUACCUACAUAAUUGUAAUACUUAUAAUACCUAGCUAACAAAUAUUCCCCGAAAGUAUCCUCUCCUUAGAGGUGCAGUCUUUACAUAAGUAGAUUAUGGGGGCACCACACCAAACUAGCUAUUAGCAGGUAGGGUUUAGUCAGAAGAGAAAGGUAACUGGAGGUGUGGUCUUGAAGGGUGUAGCUCCCUCCUUGGCUCCUCUCCCAUCUGCUUCCUGGCUGCCAGGACUAUGCAGCUUUUCUCUGCAGUAGGCCCUUCCACUAUGCCCUUCCUGGCUGAUGCUAGCCAACUGUAUGAACUGGAUUCCCUAAAACCAUGAGACAAAAUAUCCUUUCCUCCUUAAAAUUGUGGCUAUUAGGUAUUUUGUCCUAGCAACAAGGAAAAGUGACUAAAACACUAGUGAUCUUGAUUUCCACUACACGUCCUCUCUCUCCUCACAGUCCUCCACUGCAAAACUAUAAAAACUUCCCAAAGAUAAAACCAUUUGUGACUGAUGUUUAACUGCUAUUAUAUUCAUAGAGAGUGUCACCCUUUCCAAGAGCUGAAGUUUCUAGAAGAUUUUUUAAAUUUGAAAAAGCAAAACUAUCCUGAGUUAAAUAAAUACAUUAAAGGAGUGUUCUGUAGUGAUUAAAAAAUAGUAUAAAUAGCACCUGACUUGAAAGUUAAGGAUAACAGCUUAAAUAAUAGAAUACUAAUAUACUGACAGGACUUGAGAACAAACUAAACCCCAACUUACAUAGAAAAGUAAUGAACCAACCUGAUUAGAAAAUGCACUGGAAGAUACCAUGGGAACCCACAAAGAGGUGCAUUCUCCUCACAGUGCGCUCGAACAGUAUCAUUGAUCUCAGGAAUGUGAGGUGUUAUGUGAGACAAUCCAGUAUAAUCAAAUCCAUUGAUCCAUAUUCCAGAGUCCCUUUUAACUAUGUUUCCUUCUAAGUCAUGAAACGUUCUAGUCAUAUGCUGAAAAGAACAAGACUAAUGAGAAAACUGUUUCAGCUACUUUCUGCAUUCCCAACCCAGGUUAAUAAAGACUGAGUAAAAUAUAACCAUACCAAGGAAUGUAGUUAUGGCACAAUAAGAAAAGAAUACUUAGGUUUAAUAAAAUAUGGCUAGAGAUUUAUUUUAAACUGCAUGACAGAUAUUUAAGUAACUGUCUUAUUAUGUCUGUCUGUCUGUCUAUCUAUCUAUCUAGUGUUUGUUGUUUUGUUUUGUUUUGUUUUUUUUGGUACAAGGAAUCAAACUCAGGACCUCAAGCUUGCCAGACAGGUGCUGUGCCAUUGAGCUAUAUCCCUGGCCCCUGUCUUUUUCUAUUUUAAUUUUAUAUAAAAGUUUUGCCUGGGUACAGUGAUGCACAGUAGCUAUAGUCCCAGCUACUCAGGAGGAUAAAGCAAGAAAAUCACUUGAGCCCACAAGUUCAAGACCAGCCUGUGAAACGUAGCAAAAACACAUCUCAAGAAGAAAGACGAAAAACAGGGAGCUGGGGAUUUAGCUCAUCGGCAUAAACACGUGUCUUGAAAGUGUACCGUCAUGAGUUCGAUCCCCAGUACCAAAAAAAGGAAAAACAAAAAAUUAAAACAAGACUUAAAAGAUAUGAAUUUUCUACCUUUUAGAAAAGGAUUUAAAACAAAUACAGUACAUUCUAAACACAUUAUACAUUCAGUCAUUUCCCUUCAGUGUGUAACAUGAAGCCAAUUCAUAUGCAGAGAAAAAACGAACUGCACCCCAACAGGAGAUAACAAGUUUGUGCCUAAUAGAAUUCUGUGAAAAACCACCAUGCUCCAAAGAAGUUUUAUUAACCACUUAACAGCCUAAUUAUUUAUGCAGGAUGACCAAAAAUCAAUAUUUUUCUGCACUUUUUAUAACAAAAAAUACAAAAUGACCAUUUACAAAUUUGUUCAAUACAAAAACCAAUUGGUAAAAAUGACAAGCAAUGCCCAAGCAAUGCUCAAGAUAAUCAGUGCGUAAAUAAAUGUGCUGCCCAAGUGAUGCUCAAAAUAAACUGUCAAAUGGUUAAAGCAGGAAACUAGCCUGAAAAGAAUCAAACAGGAAAAGGCAGGGGGGGCUGCAUAUGGCAAGGAGUGGUAAACUAGUUAGCAGUCAAAUUACCCACUUACUGUAUAAAAUUUUACUGAAAUACUGCCAUACACAUUGGCUGAGUUUUAACCUAUAACUAAUUUUGCUCUAUAAAACAGGUUAACUGUAAUAAAAGACUAUAUUGCUAACAAGGCCUAAAAUAUUUAUUAUCUUGCCUACAAAGGAAAAUCUGUCAACUUCUGGCACAGAGCUGAAGCUCAAAACAAAUGAGAACAGAUUUUUUUAAAAUAAAAAUCUCGCUUUUCCUAAAUCUUACUAGCAUGAUUAUAAAAAUUAGCAUCUCACAGCUGGGCAUGGUGGCUUACAACUGUAAUCCCAGCACUCCGGAGGCUGAGGCAGGAGGAUAGCUUCGUUUGAGACCAGCCAAGGCUACAAAGUAAGCUCAAGGCCAGCCUGAACUGCAAAGCAAGACCCUGUCUCAAAAAGACAAAAAAAAAGCAUCCCAAUAGAAACCACAAUGAACCUUCUAAAACCUGUUCUUCACAAAGGUUAUGCAAAUUAUAAGUUUGUCACAUAAAGUAUACCAGUCUUUCAAAACUAAAAGCAAUACUUUUUUUGGCCCAUUUCAAAAUCUUAAGUAUUUUUAAUUUUUCCAGUCCUUCAAAAAUUACCUAGGUUAUGCUUUGACACUCUGUUUAACCAUUCACAACCUUUAACAUAGAUGGCUGAAAAUGAAGCUGAGGCUUUAUACCAGAUUUAAAAGAAAAGGCAACAGGAAGUUCUAGAUCUCAUUUUAAUAAUUCCUGUCCACGCUCAGUUAUUUUCAUCAUCACAUCAUCAUACUGUGUAUUAUUUAAGCUUUUAUUUAUUGUUAUUUAUUUACUGAUGUAUUUUUGUGUGUGUCUUUUUCUUUUUUAUCGGUACCAGGGAUCGAACUCACAAUUGCCUGCUUGCAAGGCAGGUGCUUAUGCCGCUGAGCUAAAUCCCCAGCCCCAAAUAAACAACUGAUGUAUUUAUUUAGGUACUGAGAAUUGAACCCAGGGUCUUUGUACUCAACUCCGUUCCUAGCCUUUUUUUUUUUUUUUUUGAGACUGCCAAAGUCAAUUUAUUACCUGUGUUGAACUGAAAACUGAUAGUCAACUUAAACACCAGCUGAACUGUAUCAGCAUGGUGCUGAGCAUGGAUGGCCCAUCUUAAGACUUCUGGCAGUAUAAAAAGGAGACCUGGAAAGGAAGAGUAGUGCUGUGGGUUCUGCCAAGUAGUGGUGGUGUUUGCAACUGUUGAUCCUCGUAGAGGAGCAUGUCAUGUUGGCUUCCCUGACAUGAACUAGGCUGUUAUCAUCAGAGGAGCUCAGGAUCUUGUCGCUGAGAAUGGCUGUGGUCACUCUGGAGGAGCUCUGGUCUUCUUUGAGCAUCACUUCAUGGUUCCAGAAGGAAAAGAUGUGUGUUGUUUGAUCUCCAGGAAAACCUUGUUACACUGGCUUCCUGAUAUGAACUCGAUUUUCUCACUGUCGGAGGAGCUCAGGACCUCGUUUUUGCUGGGGAUGGCUAUGGUACUUUGCAGGGGAGCCUUAGUUCUUAUCUUAAGCAUCGCUUCUUGGCUCCAGUGCAAAACCUUCAACCUAUUAGUACAGAUCCUACACCCUGCUGGCAAAGACUUUCUGGCUUCCACUACUGAACUGUGGGCCUUUCCAGUGCAGAUCCAUGAAAAGACUUGCAUGAUCAUUGUCAUAGUUGCUAGGCCUCUAGUUGGACUCCUAAGAAGCACUGUCAUGGGCUCUAGGUUUUCCUCUGAAUUCAUGCAGUAUAUUGCUAUGGGAUCCAGGCCCUUGGCUGGAUUCUCUAGGUCUUUAGUAUGUGGACAAACUUCCUGUGCUUUCUUUAUAUUUGACUCCUUGGGUGACCAUUAAAAAUACUAUAAAUUAUGUAUCCUAUAUGUAAUUGUUUUCCUUGCAAUCCCUUGACUACCACAUUGUACCAGCUAGGCUUGAACUUGUAAUCCUGCCUCAGUCUCCCAGAGUACUGGGACUGUGGGCUUGCACCACAACAACCAGCUAAGCUCCAUUUUAAUAGCAUUUUAAAAUAUCUUACUUUAUUCUGUCAGUUCACUGUUAAGAUCUUUACUCAGUCUGCAGACAUUUAUACAAUCUAUUUUUCUAAAAGCUCAGUAUUCUCUGCUAUGUAUUUUUUUAUUUUUCCAAAAAGUACAAUUUUAUAGUUUAGGCUGUGACAUAUUCGAUUGUGCCUCUUAGGAGAAAUAUGUCUAUCCAAUAAGAAUGCCACUCAAUGGUCAGUCUUUUUCCUCACUGCUUUACGUAUGAAAGAGUAGUGAACCAAGGAAAAUUUCCCCUCCUAAAUUUCAACUCCACAAAAUUGCUCUUACCUGAAGAAUCAUUCUCUUUGGCUUUGGAUUAGCAGGAUUGGAGCUGUAUGGGAAAAAGGUUCCACUGCAAACAAGGAGGAAUGUAACUGUACAUACCAAAGUUAGAGUUAGCAUGGUUUUUUUUGUGCUUCUGGCAAGGUAGAUGAAGUUCAC